Molecule: messenger RNA, 1069 nt
Organism: Aaosphaeria arxii CBS 175.79
Lineage: Eukaryota; Fungi; Ascomycota; Dothideomycetes; Pleosporales
Exons: 6
Coding region: 95-1006 (303 amino acids)
Biological process (GO): protein folding
Cellular component (GO): endoplasmic reticulum membrane
Source: RefSeq, a predicted model, not a curated record
AUUCAAUUACCCCGUAUCGCUGCCUUUCGUUCACGACCUCACGAGGUUACGCGCCCACAGCAACGGGUGUGUCUCCUGAGCCCGAGUCGUCGCCAUGCCGAACCAGUAUGGAAAAUUCCACGACUUCUGUCGCGACACCGGAAGUCAGCAUUCCACAUUACCAGUGUGUAACCUUUUCAGCCAAUCUCCUACACGCGGUGGAAACGGAUGGGGUGGAUGCGACUUGACGGGCAUAUCAUUGAGUGGAGAUAAAAACCUCGCAAAUUUGGGGUCUAUCAUCCUCUGUGGCAUUGCCAUCGUCAUAUCAGGGUUGCUGCUAUGGCGAUCGGAGCGUAAAAAGGCUGCCGUGGGACGCAGGGAGAUCCAAUUGUUCCUCAUCGGGUUUAUCAUCAUCGAAAUCUGCGAGAUCUUCACCGUUGGAGGUUUCCCAUUGAACGGGAGUGUGAGGAAGGCGUUCAGCGCCAUUCACAUUGCCGCAAUUGUCGCAACCCUCUGGAUUCUAAUGCUCAAUGGCAUAGUCGGCUACCAAUUGCUGGAUGACGGAACCCCCGUCUCUCUCGGCCUCAUUCUCGUCUCUGCCGCCAUCCUCUUCGUUGGGACAGGAUACAUUGCCCUGGACACCGGCUUCAGCUGGACUGGAUAUUGGGACGACACUCUGACUGGAUCGAACCAAGCUUAUGCGCUUUACACCCUCUAUCAGCUUGCGCCCCUCGUCUUCCUCGUCGUGUUCUUCCUUUUGGAAGCCUUCCUAGUCCUUCGAAUCUUGGGAGAGAGGAAACCUAUGAUGUACCUUGCCGCCGCCGCUCUACUCUUUGCGAUAGGCCAAAUCUUCCAAUAUGUCAUCAGCGUGCACAUAUGCAAUGGCUCAAAUGGAAAGAUCAACGGAGGACUCUUCGAGACUCUUUUCACACUACUUGCUGUAGUGACCAUCUGGCUCUUCUGGUCAAGCAUCACCGAAGAUGACUGGCCAAUGCCAGGUAUGUCUGGUUCGGGAUCGUACCAGUAAAACAAAAAAUGGGCGAGUAAUGUAAUGGGGUGAGAGGUCUAGUUGUAAUGUUUCAUGAAUCUU